Polypterus senegalus (gray bichir) is the source of this 1323-nucleotide messenger RNA. RefSeq lists its product as uncharacterized. Gene Ontology annotation, cellular component: EKC/KEOPS complex. Lineage: Eukaryota; Metazoa; Chordata; Cladistia; Polypteriformes; Polypteridae. Bases 68 to 397 code for a protein of 109 amino acids. The transcript has 2 exons. The record is from RefSeq and is a predicted model, not a curated record.
ACGCCUUCAUUUCCCGAGGACGGCUUCGUCUGAAAGGCGGGGCCGGUCAGAGGUCACCGCGGCAGACAUGGCCAGCCAAGAGUUGCGCGGAGAGCUGAAGCACCGUGACGGAGAGACGAGAGCAGUCACGUUAGCGGUUUCUAGCACCCUACCGGCUCUCCUUCACGGUGUCCGACAGCUGAGGGAGCAGGUUGCCGUAGUGCUCAACGAGCUGGUGGAGCACGAGAAGAGUGGCGCUUUACAGACAACAAGCACACCGCAGUCGGACGAUGAAGAAGAGGAAGAUGACAGCGAUGAGGAAGAUGGUGAUGUGAAAAUCAAAAAGUCUCACUCCACGCCUCCACCUCCUAAACGGAAACGGCAAAACCCACCUUUGAAUCCCAAGAGCUGCACCUAACAUCUUCUUCUGUAGUCUACUUCAAGCGAUAUAGGUUGGACAUUUUAUAUCUUUUGAAAGAUGCCAUUUAUGUUGAAAUUUUUCGGUUUAGCAGAUUAAACUUUUUUUGUCAAAGGUAAUCUUUUUUUCCCAAAUCUGGUCGGUCCUGUUAACUGACUUGACACCCGGACCAACAAUUUCACCUCAUCUUAUUUAGCUUACACAGUAAACACACUGGGAGUGUUCCCGUAUACAGGCGUCAUUGUCAUUUAAUGCUUAACCAUUAGAUUAUACUGCCAAUGUAGCACUCCGCUUUAUCAUAAAACAUUACUAAACUACGGGUGUUUCUUUUAUGAGGCCAUUGUUAGUUGUCCCAUCUUGGGCUGCUCCUUCCUGCCUUGCACCCCUCCAAAUUGUUAAAAGGACAGCUUUGAGCUCCUGUGCAGAAAUACCACGGCCCCACCAUACACCAGUGUUUUUAUUUAAUCACCAUCAGCAGUAAGGAGUUGCCAUUUGUUGUUGGACAACGAUUUGGGAAAUGGGAUUGAACAAGAUAGAAACAACCGACUGCAGACACAACUUCACAAUUAAUGAAGAUUAAUAAAUGUACCCAGAAUUUUACAGACUCGCAUCAAAUGUAUGUUUUAAUCACAUGAAUCAUAUUAGCAGCUCACUACUCAAAGCACUAAAUGCAGAGAUGAUGCGGGAUUUGAACCUAUUACCUGAUAGUUGCUAAAUGGUAGCUGAUCCACUGUGCCAUUUGUGCAGAUCCCUGACAAAGUAGUGUUACCACUGUGACAGCCUGAAGAAAAUUAAACGCGCAAACACGUAUGCGAACCAUCUUUUACUUUGUACCAACUGAUAGUUGGGCUUCAGCAACAUGUCAUUUGCGCAUUUUCUUUUUCUUCAGUUUUACUCUACAAUAAAAUCACACUUGUUUUCUUAAA